AUGCAUUGUCCUCAAAUCUGCAAGAAUUUGAAUAUGAUUUAUAUGCACAUCUACCAAUCUUACAUAUGGAGCUAUGUCUUAUCAGAAAGAGUGCAGCUGUAUGGGUGUGAGUCAGAGAAGCCUGCCAUUGAAGAUCUACCUGCCGUCACAACUGGCGGGAAAGAUAUUGUAGAAGUAGCACUGGAUGGUGACAACAAGACUGCAACAAGAGAAAUUGUGUAG
Messenger RNA from Melampsora larici-populina 98AG31, 222 nucleotides. RefSeq lists its product as uncharacterized. Bases 1 to 222 code for a protein of 73 amino acids. Gene Ontology annotation, biological process: pseudouridine synthesis. NCBI's taxonomy places the organism in Eukaryota, Fungi, Basidiomycota, Pucciniomycetes, Pucciniales, Melampsoraceae. The transcript has 2 exons. The record is from RefSeq and is a predicted model, not a curated record. Gene Ontology annotation, molecular function: RNA binding; pseudouridine synthase activity.